UGUUUGUGCAGCCGUCGCUCCAACAAUGCAGCUUUUAAUGGUGCUGUGAGCGGUGCGAACCGAAAAACGCAGCAACACCGCAGGCUUGUCCGGUGACUGUAGUCGUUUAGAUUCAGCACAGCAGGGUUUUUGACGGUUUGACAAACGUGCCACGCGGCUGUGACUCAGUUUUUUAGGACAUCCUCGACUCUUCUGCUGGGGUUUCCUAGAUUCCAGAAAGCCCCACCUCCCAGAGGGAUUCCUGACAAGGGGCCAGAAAAAUGAGCACAACCCAAAUAGAAGCAACUGUGCCAACCGGCUAUCUCACUGCGCUGUGAGCAGCCAUGCCCUCCCUUCAUCAACCAUCGAGGGGAACCCCUCUUGAGACGCGGGACUGUUUGCUGACAUAGAUUUGGAAGAAUUGGAACCUUCGCAACAGAAAUGGCAUUGGUUUGUGUGGGCAGUAACGCAUCAGAGUACAUAUUAGAAUACAGGUGAGGCUGAACCUCUAGCCGAUACCCAGAGGACUCUUAACAGGAGGUAAACAGCCUCGGAUGACUUUCACGCAAGGACGGAGCCACAGCCCAGCUUUGAUGAUUUAGUAUCCAUCCCAGUACCUUGCUGACAAGGUCGUAUCAUGGCUGCUGCUGAUCCCCAUUGCAACGGUUCCUUGGCUGGGCGAGGAGCAGACUGAGAAAGUCAACAAUGCAGCGUAACGGCGGUGGGGGGGGUGCCGGCGGCCAGCCGUGGGUGCUGCGGCGCGUGCGUCUCACCUGGCUCAGUUUCAUGCUCUUCUUCAUCCUGGUUUUCUUCCCGCUCAUCGCCCACUACUACCUCACCACCAUCGACGAAGCCGGGGGUCCCGACAAGCGCAUCUUCGGGCCGCGGCCCGGCGGCGAACUGUGCGAGGCCAAACACGUGCAGGACCUGUGCCGGAUUCGCGAGUCCGUCAGCGAGGAGCUGCUGCAGCUGGAGGCCAAGAGGCAGGAGCUCAACGGGGAGAUCGCCCGGCUCAACCUGCGCAUCGAGGCCUGCAAGCGGAGCAUCGACAGCGCCAAGCAGGAUCUGCUGCAGCUGAAGAACGUUAUCAGCCAGACGGAGCAUUCCUAUAAAGAACUGAUGGCCCAGAACCAGCCCAAGUUAUCGCUACCGGUCAGGCUGCUGCCAGACAAGGAGGACCCGGGACUGCCGCCGCCCAAGUCGGCCCGUUCCUGCCGCCUGCGCUCCUGCUUCGACUAUGCACGCUGCCCUCUUACUUCUGGGUUUCCCGUGUACGUCUACGACACAGGCUCCUAUCCAUGGGCGGAUUAUCUCGACCCGCUGGUGAAGCAGGCGUUUGCGGCAUCGGUUAAGACCAACAUUUAUAUUACCGAUAACCCCAGCGUUGCUUGUCUGUAUUUGGUGCUGGUAGGAGAGCUGCAAGAGUCCUCCGCCCCGCCGCCGUCUCCUUCAGAGCUGGAGAAGCAACUAAAAGCCCUCCCUCACUGGAGGUCCGAUGGACACAAUCAUGUACUGGUGCAUUUCUCUAGAAAGUCCAUGACGCAGAACUUCCUGUACAAUGUGAGCACAGGCCGGGCGGCGGUCGCUCAGUCCACCUUCCUGGAGCAGCAGUACCGCGAGGGCUUUGACUUGGUCGUCUCCCCGCUGGUUCACGCCCUCUCGGAGCCAAAUUUUUUGGAAGUGCCCCCUCAAGUUCCCGUAAAGAGGAAGUACCUCUUCACCUUCCAGGGGGAGAGGGUGGAGUCACUGAGGAGCAGCUUACAGGAGGCGCCGCCUCAGUCUUUCGAGGAGGAAAUGGAAGGAGACCCCCCGGCCGACUACGACGAUCGCAUCAUCGGCACCUUAAAGGCGGUGCAGGACAGCCACCUGGAUCAGGUGCUGGUGGAGUUCACCUGCAAGAACCCACAGCUGUGUUUGCCGACCGAGUGGGCUCUUUGUGGCGAGAGGGAGGACAGGCUGGAGGUCCUCAAGGCUUCCACUUUUGGCUUGGUUAUUGCUCCAGGGGACGGACAGCUGGUGGCCUCAGCGGGCUGCGGGAUGAGGCUCUUCGAGGCCCUUGAGGUAGGGACCAUUCCAGUCGUGCUGGGGGACCACUCCAGACUCCCAUACCACCAGUUUAUCCGCUGGAGUGAAGCAGCCAUUAUAGUCCCCAAGCCUCGUGUCACAGAGCUGCACUUCCUGCUCCGCAGCCUAUCAGACAACGACAUGUUGGCGAUGAGACGCCAGGGCCGCUUUCUGUGGGAGACCUACUUCUCCACCACGGAGAAUGUUCUUAACACCCUCCUGGCCAGCAUCCGAACCAGCAUCCAGGUUCCUGCUGCGCCCAUCAAAGAAGAGCCCGCCCACGAGAUCCCCCACAAAGCGGGGAAGAUGGCAGGAACCGACGCCAACCUGGCCGACAAUGGAGAUCUGGAUUUGGGUCCUGUUGAGACAGAGCCCCCCUACGCUUCUCCGCGCUUCCUCCGCAACUUCACAUACACGGCGGCAGAGACUUACAGAACGUGGAACCGGGCCCCGGGGCCUUUCCAUCUGUUCCCUCACACUCCUCUGGACCCCGUGCUGCCCUCCGAAGCCAAAUUCCUCGGCUCAGGUACUGGUUUUAGGCCUAUCGGUGGAGGUACGGGAGGCUCGGGGAAGGAGUUUCAGGCAGCUCUCGGAGGAAAUGUGCCCCGAGAACAAUUCACCGUGGUGAUGCUGACGUACGAGAGGGAGGAGGUGCUGAUGAACUCUCUGGAGAGACUGAACGGCCUGCCGUACCUCAACAAGGUAGUGGUGGUGUGGAACUCACCCAAGCCUCCGUCGGACGACCUGCUGUGGCCAGACAUCGGCCUGCCGAUUGUGGUCGUCCGCACAGAAAAGAACAGCCUCAACAACCGCUUCCUGCCCUGGGACGCCGUGGAGACCGAGGCCAUCCUGUCGAUUGACGACGACGCUCAUCUCCGCCACGAUGAGAUCAUGUUCGGGUUCAGAGUGUGGCGUGAGGCCAGAGAUCGCAUCGUGGGUUUCCCCGGGAGGUACCACGCAUGGGACGUGAACCACCAGUCCUGGCUGUACAACUCCAACUACUCCUGUGAGCUCUCCAUGGUCCUGACAGGAGCUGCUUUCUUUCAUAAGUACUACGCCUACCUGUACUCCUACGUGAUGCCCCAGGCCAUCAGGGACAUGGUGGACGACUACAUAAACUGCGAGGACAUCGCCAUGAACUUCCUGGUCUCUCACAUCACCCGCAAACCACCCAUCAAGGUAACGUCGCGCUGGACUUUCCGCUGCCCCGGAUGCCCUCAGGCCCUGUCGCACGACGACUCGCAUUUCCACGAACGCCACAAGUGCAUCAACUUCUUCGUCAAGGUGUACGGCUACAUGCCACUGCUGUACACGCAGUUUCGCGUGGACUCUGUGCUGUUUAAGACUCGCUUGCCCCACGACAAGACCAAGUGCUUCAAGUUCAUCUAGCAGCGGGCUGAGUGGCCCAGCAAAGAGCCAAAAAGCAGGUUGAAGGACUGGAAGUAUUUAUAAGACCAGCAGCUCCCACUGCGAGCAGUGAUGAGGACGGACGGGUGGACGGACUGCCGGAUAAACGCACAGAAGGAAAGUUUGGGGUGAGAAACAAGUUAACCUUUAAAAGCUGUUGGCUUGGUCGUCUAAUCCACAACUCGACUGAAAAUUUGAGGAGUGGAAGCUGAAAGGAAAAACUGCCAACAAAAAUAAGCCUUUCCAGUGGAUGUCCCUCCUCCGUUUUCAUGUUCUUCAAUCACGCUCGAUCAUCAACCACUACAGAUGUCAUUUGCACCUCUCAACGGCCUGCUGAGGACAAAAGGACGGUUGUACACAGUGUACAGAAACUCUCCCGCGAUAAACUCCACCUGACUGGAGCUAUCGGUUACCCAAUCACCGACAGACUGGUGUCAGGCUGCGUUGGGCCCAGCAGCUUGUUGACAGUUUCAGUAAGUAGAGCAAACGUGGCAGCAGCACACGGUUGCCACUGCUUCUUCUUUUUUCUCCAUUUUACAGUUACAAACUGUACUUCUUGUACGUGGACGUAAUAGAAGCACUGAUGGUCAGAAGUAUUUUAUUGAACAAUCUUUCUUUCAUUUUUUUUUUUUUUUUUAAAUAAUGUCUAAAUGUAUAAAUCUGUCGAACGAACAUUUUCCGGAACGUCCGAAAACGAGACAGGACCUUAACUGAAGAGUCGGCCCAAUCACGUUUAGUAGUGUUACGUUCUCAAGAAGGAAUUCUCUUCAGCGGUCACCAUAAUGCCUCAAAUUUGUCAUGAAAACCAGCCACCAUCUUGUCAUUUUGUUCUGCCUACAGGGUGUGCCCUCUUCGAGGUCUGUUUUUGAUGCUAUGUCAUGUUUCAAUGUGAUAAUAUUAACCAAUCAACGGUUACAAUGUCCCCUUACUGAAGUGCAACAAAGUCAACAAUCACAGCUGCCAAAAUCUGUUGUAAUUAUAAGGAAGAUUAAAUGUACUAUUAGGAUUAUGGAUUUUAAAAGUUGAACGGUAACAGCUUGACAUAUUAGGAAGUGUUUGCUUUCAGGCAGAGAGUUGGAUGAGAUUGUCUUCGCCUUCUCUAAAAUCUGUCGAGUAAGUUUAACGUACAGACCGUGAAACAGGAACUAACAGCAAAUUCAGAACCGCUGAAGCUCACUAAGAUCAGAUCUUCUCCUCUAACUCUCCACCAGAGACCAAAUAAGCAUAAACUAUUGAACUAUUGUCUUAAUAUUUUGCCAGUUCCGGCUUUGAGACAGAAGUAUAAGAUUUGUCCCGCCAUGGUUAUGUCACCCUCCUGUAUAGACCUGUUUCCCAGCUCAGACAGAAACGUCACUUUACAGUGUCGCCGUGUUGGUUUCACUUCUUUUUUUUUUUUUUUUUUUUUUUUAACCAUUGAUUGAUGAAUGUUUUCUUUGCCAAAUAGGUACGAUGUCUGCUGCUUUACAUUAUGGUCUGCAGGGUGCACAGUGUGAGGAUGCAGUCUAGUACACCCUCAUCCACUCUGCAUGGUACUUUUUUAGGAGUCGACCCUUUGGAGCCUUUCCCCAUAAUGUGUUGUACAUCCAAAGUCUUUUAUUUGACCGGACUUAAUUUCUGUAAUCUGAACAAAGAGAUCGACCGAAGGAGUUACCUUUUAAAAAGAGAUAUUUGGAUAAGUUUCGUAUUUUUAUUGUUCUCCCGCCUCCAAAAAGGUUCUAACUGUGAGGAUGCUUUUAUGACACAGAAACUCCCAUAAGUCCAUGGUUCCUGUAUAUUUAUUGAAUAGAUUAUUUAAAAAAAGAUUUUUUUUUUUUAAACUGAUGACACAUUCAAUAAAAUGACAAGACGUUUAUUAUUCCUUAUCACAAAGAGGUUACGACCCGACUGAGCCGUGAGCUUAUUUCUUCGCCAAGGAAAACUCGCUCGUGCCACUGAACGCUUGAGUAGGAACUUAACUGACCUGAGAGCGGCGCUCAGGCAGACCAAUGUGUUUUAUAGACGUCAAGAUGACCUGAUUGAUAGGAAGGUCGACCUGAAACAGAAUAUCGUUGACUGAGCUCCUGCAACAGUCAGUUGGCAAGCAGUAAAGUGUCUUUGAAGCCAAAUGUCUACCUGCUCCAGGUGGCUGCUGCUGCUGCUGCUCUCGGGCCUCUCCAGUGAAAUAUAACAAUAUUUGACUAGGCUUCUUUAGCUAAACGGGAUGUAUGAAGAGCCAAAUUCCUAAUUACACUGAUGUAAAAUGGCCAUACAGCUCAAACGAAUCCAAAUUGACACUUCUGCUGCACCAGAGAUGGGAAAAAAAACCCGGCCUGUUUCCAAAACCUCGUUACACCUGAAAACUUUUACCGACACUCUGGGGACCUCAUAAUCACCUGGCUGACUAAACCUGUUCUGGGGCGUAAAUGGGGUCAGCUGGUAUGUUGGAAGGCAAAGCCCCCCAUUCCUCCAGUCCUUGGUGCCUCCAAUCUAGGAUCUGUGGCACAGCUGGUUUUCCGUGGCCCAGAGCAGGAUCAAAUCCCCUGCAAGGCCACAGUGGCCCUUGCUAGGUGUUAGGAGCUGUGAAACUAUGUGCUCCUGGGGUCUGAUCCACGACUGGUUGAGGCUCCAGCCACCUGCAACGCUGCUCGCGCUGUGCCAGACUGAUGUUGACUGAUGAUACGAACAUACCGUUGAAGGCCAGAUUAAUGGAAAUAAAAACUCAACAUUGUUAAAACUU
Anarrhichthys ocellatus (wolf-eel) is the source of this 6166-nucleotide messenger RNA. It is a transcript of the gene extl3, whose product is annotated as exostosin-like glycosyltransferase 3. Bases 685 to 3432 code for a protein of 915 amino acids. Lineage: Eukaryota; Metazoa; Chordata; Actinopteri; Perciformes; Anarhichadidae. Gene Ontology annotation, cellular component: membrane. The record is from RefSeq and is a predicted model, not a curated record. Gene Ontology annotation, molecular function: glycosyltransferase activity. The transcript is spliced from 6 exons.